AUGAAGGUUGACCAGUCGCGGCUCCUUCUGGCUGCCCGUGUAGAAUAUUCUGCCAGAAUUGCUGUGUUUAUGGGGCGCCCUGAGAAUGCGGGCCCCGAGAUCCGAGAGGGUGAUACCUGGAGUCCGGCAGUCUUCCCGCCGAGGUUUGAAACAUACGGCGUUCUUGCCGAAGAUCGCCAGGGACAAAUGGCGACCAGGAAAUGA
Penicillium atrosanguineum is the source of this 204-nucleotide messenger RNA. RefSeq lists its product as uncharacterized. The transcript has a single exon. NCBI's taxonomy places the organism in Eukaryota, Fungi, Ascomycota, Eurotiomycetes, Eurotiales, Aspergillaceae. The record is from RefSeq and is a predicted model, not a curated record. Bases 1 to 204 code for a protein of 67 amino acids.